Molecule: messenger RNA, 834 nt
Organism: Blastocystis hominis
Lineage: Eukaryota; Bigyra; Opalinata; Blastocystidae
Exons: 7
Coding region: 1-819 (272 amino acids)
Biological process (GO): intra-Golgi vesicle-mediated transport; endoplasmic reticulum to Golgi vesicle-mediated transport
Cellular component (GO): cis-Golgi network membrane; TRAPP complex; cytosol
Molecular function (GO): protein binding
Source: RefSeq, a predicted model, not a curated record
AUGGAAGAAUCUGCAUCUUCAGUUAGUCCAGAGCUUGUCUCUUUGACUUUUGGGGCCUUUGUUUCUCAGAUUGUUAGAGACUAUGAAGAUGAAGUAGAAAUCAAUAAACAGAUUGAAUUGCUUGGAUACAAUAUAGGAGUGAGGCUCAUUGAAGAAUAUCUGGCAAAAACACGAACUCGGUCUUUAAAAUCCUUUAAGAGCUCAUGUGAGAAUAUAGCUUCGGUAGCCUUUCCUAUGUUUAUUGGGAUUACGGCGUCUGUUGAUAACUGGAAUGAAGACGAGCAAUCAUGUAUCCUAAAGUUCGUUUCAAACCCGCUAUCUAAUUUUGUGGAGUUACCAGAGGAGUUCUCAAAGUUACAAUACAACGCAGUAUAUUGUGGAAUAAUCCGUGGUGCACUAGAGAUGGUGCAUAUGAAGGUGGAUUGUAAUGUUAUUCAGGACACGCUAAAAGGAGAUGAUGUGAACGCGAUUCGCAUUCGUUUCAUUGAAUAUCUUGAGGAUUCAACUCAGUAUAUGUUAAAUGAAGAGUGGGGUUGUUUGUUUUCAUAUUUUCGAACUUUUCGGAAUGGAUUCUAUUGGAAUACGAUUGUUAUUCAAGUGUGUGAUAGUGAAGGAGGAGCUGUUCACUUUCGUGUGAAGAGCAAUACAAAAAUGAAAAAAGUUUUCAAAAACUACUCUCAGAAAAUGGGUCGUGAUCAAAGCUAUUUUCGAUUUAUGUAUGAUGGCAGAUCUAUAGGUCAGGACGAUACACCUGAGUCUUUGGGCAUGGAAGAUAACGACCGCAUCGAUUGUGAGCUGGAACAGAUUGGUGGUAAAUAGAGAUUUUGUUUGUUA